AUGGGGGAGUGGCAUAAGAUCUUCCGCCAAAGCCUAACCGUGCCUCCCCGUAACGUCCGGAGGCCGAAUUUGCCACUCCAGCGAUCGGUGCCAUUUCAGUGCGUCUUGAAGAGCGUGCACGGGAGUGCCUUGAAACAAAAAGUGCUUGAAAACAUGGUGGAGGUAGCCUUCCAGCUGCGCCUUUCGCUCUUCGACGUGGCCUACCGCCAGUUCUUUGGCAGGACCUGGAGAAGCACCCCAAGGCCUCUGAAAUCCGUCCCAGGGCAGCCACCCUCCGUGGUCUUCAACGAGACGGUGUAUUUCCACACGUCUUUGGGUCACCCGGGCGUCUUGAUGGUGCUAGAGGUCGUGGCGACCGCCAAGGGGCAGGGCGCGGCCCCCCAGGAACUCGGCUGCGGCUUCGGGCUCCUCCGGUUGUUUAACGGCAAAUCCGAGCCGGUGAUUUGGAACUCGACGGGCAAAGGGCUGGCUUUGUAUCAGGGGACCCCCCGCGCCCUCCUGCACCCGCUGCUCCUGGAGCCCAUCGAGAAAAACAAGUACCUGGCAGUGAUGGAAAACAGCCACCUGCAGUGCACCCUGCAGCUCCACCCACCCUUGGAGGUCAUCUACCACCUCCUGCCUGAGAACACCCCCGUGUCCCGUGGGGAGAGGGUCCCUGGGGUCUUAGCAGCACCUGAAGGAGACUUUUUGCAGAAGCCCCGACUCAUGAAGACGCAGACCUGGUACCUGGACAGGCUGGCCGUCCACCUGUAUCCUUCCCUGGAGAGGUUUGAGGAGGAGCUCCUGAGCCUGCUGAUGAACGAGCAGGCGAAUUCGAUCCUGGAUGGGACCUCCCUCGCGAUCCAGGAGCGCCGGCUACACAUUGGCGUCCACAACGGGUUGUGCUUCGUGCAGCCCCCCCAGGUGGUGGUGGUGGUCCCCGUGGCAUUGCCAGAGGCCGACAGAGCUCGCGGAAGCGCCGACAGCGUGCGCCGGAAACAAGGAAGUCCCUUCAAGGGCAGUGCCGAGGGACAAGCUCUCAUCCUGCGAAGCCGCAUCCACCUGGCUGAGAUGGUGCCUCACCCGGCAUUUGGAGUGGUCUUCCUGUUGGAAUAUGUCUUCUCUGUUGCAAGUGGACCUGAUGGGAAGACACCCUCCAUGACCUCCUUGACGGCUGCAGCCUACAUGCACUCGGUCCGCUGGGCCCUUUGGCAGCCUGUUCUGGAUGCGAAUGCCGAGGACGUGGUCCUUCCCUUGCGAGGCGGAGCCCAGCUGAACCCCCACCACGUCCUGGUUUAUAAGACCCCUCCGGACACCAUGAGCUCCGAGGAGGUGAAGCAGGUCGAAUCGGGCAUCCUGGCGUUUCAGUUCUCCACCAGCUCCGAGGAACGACUGGGAACGGCCGCCAAGCCUCCGGGCGUCAAGAGAAGAACGAAGCUGCCAUCGGUCCGAUCGCCCGGUUCACCUCCUUCCGUCCAGAUGUUGGUUUCUACUCAGGAUUAUACGCAGGGCCCCGGGCUGUCGAUGUCCGAAUUGUCGGCGUCCCCGAUAAAGAGGACCGUCCAGACUUUGCGGCAGCCGGUCAGCGAUGCUGAGCCGUCCCAGGACAGUCUUCAGCCGGCCGGAGAGCCGGAGCGGAGCCAAGCCGGCAUCGCUCACCUGGAGUCCGACUUGAGCUGCGGCCCCCAACUCGAGGAUUCGUCCCUGGUGGACCAGCUGCAGGAGCUGCCCUUCACGCCGGUCCACGUGCCCAUCCUGGCCCUCGGAGGAGAUUCAGAAUCCCCUUCCUUCCCCAGCCCGAACACUGGCCCCACCCGGGCCUCGCUUGCCCGCCUGCGCACGGCCGGAUUCCCGGAGCUUCUGGAUUGCAACAAGGAGCCGGUGGAGAUGCUGGAUCCCAGUGAUCCCACCCCCUGCAGCCCCCAGCAGGAAGGAGCCGACCUCCUGCCCGACCACGAGAUCCACCUGCAGUUCCUGGCCUUGAGCAGGCCUGCCCAGGACAGCCCUGCCACCUGGCCCCACAGCGUCUACUUCACCCUCCAGUUUUACCGCUUCCCCCCGGUCACCACGCCACGGCUGCAGCUGGUCCAGACUCAGGCCUGUGGGCCAGCGACCCACAUCCUGGCGCAAAUCAACCCGGACGGGAGCCCCAAUCUCGCGCCCCCUGGCUUCCACCUGAAGUACGCGGUGGACGUGGCCUCCCUCAAGCCAGGAGAGCCGCGCUGGUUCCUCCACUACCUAGCCCAGCAUUCCCUGCAGAUCGACGUCUGGGACGGGGACUCGCUGCUUCUGCUGGGAUCGGCUGCCGUCAAGCUCAAGCACCUGCUCCGCCGAGGCCGUCCGGCCGUCCAGGUCUGCCACGAGUUGGAGGUGCUGACCGUGGAGUACAAGCCGGACGUGAGCCUGCUGAGCGGCCAGGGCUUCCGGCCUUGGGGGGUCAAGCCCAUCGGGGUCCAGGCGGUCCUGCGGGCUCAGCUCCACCUCCGCCUGGCCAACAUCGGCCACCGGAGCGAACGGGGGCUGCGGAGGUCGCACUCCUUACCCCCCUCCUGUAGACGGGUCAUCUCCUCACAGGACGGGGCCAGAGGCUUCCCUGGUGGCAGUUUGGUCUCCAUCAACCCUCACAGGGUCGGAAACGUGUGCCAAGCCAAAAAACUGGCCGAGGUGGACAGUGAGCUGGCCGCUCUCCUUUUUUCCCACUUGCGGGAAGUCAGCGCCGCCUUGCAGCCCGCCAACCAGGAAGGCGGCCUCACCCGACGCCGAAAGUUGGAGAGGAUGCUUUCAGUCCGGAGGAAGGAAUCCCAGGAGGGCGACAUUGGGAGGAAAAGCAGCUUCGUCUUGGGGCACCACGAAGACCGGGUUCAGCACUCCCGAGACCUCCAGCUGAUCGAGGCGUACCGGGAGCGCAUCAAAGCCGAGAGCAUCACCUCCAUGCUCUGCCAAGCCAUCACCACCCACCACACCGUCUACGCCACGUUGGGCACGGCCGAGUUCUUUGAGUUCGCCCUGAAGAAUCCCUACAGCGUCCAGCACACGGUGACCAUCAGGAUAGACAACCCGGAGCUCAGCGUCAUCUUGGACGUCAGAGAGUGGAGGCGUUUUAAAGAACUGACCCAAACGGUCACACCAUUGGAGGAGGACAUGUUUCAUCUUCACAACGGCCUCACCCCUCAGGUCUACCUCCGUCCCAAGGAGACGGUCUACAUCCCCUUCAAGUACCAGACCUUCUCCACGGAGCAGGCAGCCAUGAUGCAGGUAGGAAAGUCCUCGCCCCUUGCUUUUUCCACACAGGGAGUCCUUGAAUUACAUCUGUUCGUGUCCUUCACGGUGGGCAGCGGCAAGCCCCUCGCCAUCCUGACCGUCAGCGUGGAAUCCCAGCCCCACGCCGUGGAUCAGACCUUCCGCUUCUACCACCCGGAGCUGACCUUCCUGAAGAAAUCCAUCCGCCUGCCUCCGUGGCACACGCUCCCAGGGGCUCCUGUAGGUGUUCCUGGGGGAGACCCUGAGAUGUUUGUCCGCUGCAGUGAUCCCAACGUCAUCUGUGAGACCAAGAAGAUGGGACCCGGAGAACCCCAGGACAUCUUUCUGAAGGUUGCUGCGGGUUCAAGUCCCCAAAUCCAGAGAUUCUUCGUGUUGAUUUACACAGACCCCUGGCUGGCCGCCCCCAUCCAGGUCUGGCAGUUCUACCUCCACUGCCUGCAGUGGGUCGAGGCCAGCUGCGUCCUGGGUCAGCUGACCCGGCUUUCCUUGGUGCUCCGGGGGACCCACACCCUCCGUAAGGUGAAGGCCUUCACCUCCCACCCCCACGAGAUGAAGCUGGAACCGGACGGGGUCUUCGUCCUGCCGGCCAACGGGGUCCAGGACCUGCACCUCGGACUGCAGCCACAGAGCGCCGGCAGCCGCUUCAUCUACCUCAACCUGGUGGACGUUGAGUUCCACCAGCUGGUCUCCACCUGGCUGGUCUCCAUGUCCUGCAGGCAGCCCUUCAUCUCCAAGGCGUUCGAAAUCCUGCUGCCUUCCGGGGGAGGGAAAGGGUCCAACAAGAAGAUCACCUACAGCAACUCCUACCCCUCUCGGCGGGCCUAUUUCCUGCACACCAACCAUCCGGAUUUGCUGCAUUUUAAGGAGGACUCCUUCGAGGUGGGCGGAGGGGAGACCUACACCAUCGGCUUGAGGUUCGCCCCCAGCCAAAACGCCGGUGAAGAGGAAAUUCUGAUUUAUAUCAACGACGCCGAAGGGAAGAACGAGGAGACAUUUUGUGUGAAGGUCACCUACCAGUAAUGGGGUGUCGGGUCGGUACCCCUUAUCAAAUUCAAUCCCCCUUUAUUUCCCUUCUCGUCCUCGUACCCCCGAACGGUCUACGAAGACCCCCUCAAAUCCAAAUCCUCGGGGUGCCCCUUUGUGCCUUUUAUACCCAUCGGCUUCUCCAGGGGUGUCGAGUUUUCAAGCACAAACUCAGUUUUUUUCCCCUUUCCUGCUGGUUCUGCUCUGAAUUCACUUCCUGGGGUGCAAGUAGCUGGUACCCCACUAAGCGUUUUGGGUGACCCCAUCAAAGACAAAAAAAAAAAAAGGAACACACGUUAAAAACCUGGAAAAAUUUGUCUGCACCAGGA
Messenger RNA from Protobothrops mucrosquamatus (brown spotted pit viper), 4592 nucleotides. It is a transcript of the gene NPHP4, whose product is annotated as nephrocystin 4. Lineage: Eukaryota; Metazoa; Chordata; Lepidosauria; Squamata; Viperidae. The record is from RefSeq and is a predicted model, not a curated record. The transcript is spliced from 28 exons. Gene Ontology annotation, cellular component: non-motile cilium; ciliary transition zone; cytoskeleton. Bases 1 to 4260 code for a protein of 1419 amino acids. Gene Ontology annotation, biological process: protein localization to ciliary transition zone; negative regulation of canonical Wnt signaling pathway.